Molecule: messenger RNA, 396 nt
Organism: Aspergillus novofumigatus IBT 16806
Lineage: Eukaryota; Fungi; Ascomycota; Eurotiomycetes; Eurotiales; Aspergillaceae
Exons: 1
Coding region: 86-331 (81 amino acids)
Source: RefSeq, a predicted model, not a curated record
AAAAAAGAUGAGAGUCAUAACGCUGAGAAUAUUCUCUUCGAAGUUCCAACCUUCCAAGGCACGAUUCAAAUCAUGAUCUACAACCAUGGAAGGGUACAGCAGCAAGGUUCGCGUCUGUCUCACCUGCUGUUCAGUCUCCCGUGCUUCGUUCUAUGUCGGUCUCAUCACCUGCUCAUGCAGGGCACGGCCUAUAGUUCUUGGGUACGAUCUUGUCCUAUGCGAGUGGGUUGGAAUGUCCAAUCUCAAAAAAGCCAAAGUUCCAGCCAUCUUGUGCGAACCCCUUGCGUGUUUGCUUUUUCCUUCUGGCCUGAUCAAAGCGUCCAAUCAAUGAAUUUAAGCUAGCUUGUUCUCUUCCACCAAUAGCAUGAGCACAAAACAAUCAAUAAAUCUCGUUCA